Molecule: messenger RNA, 4715 nt
Organism: Rubroshorea leprosula
Lineage: Eukaryota; Viridiplantae; Streptophyta; Magnoliopsida; Malvales; Dipterocarpaceae
Source: the annotation of a GenBank genome assembly
CAAAAAAAAUUUCAGAAUAGUGAGGUAAUUACUGUUUUGUCUCCCUUCCCCCCUUUCACUCUACCACUUUUAAUUUUUUUUUUCCUCUUCCACCAACUCCGGUUCUGGUUCCGGCGGGAUUUCAUCGUGUUCCGGGAUCUCAGAUCCGAGCAUUGCUGACCAUGAGUAGCUUGGUUGAAAGGCUUCGUGUCAGAUCAGAUCGGAGGCCAAUUUAUAAUUUAGAUGAUUCAGAUGAUGAUUCUGAUUUUGUGCGUGGAAAAUCUGGGAAAACUGAAGAGAAGCUUGAACAAAUAGUCAGGACUGAUGCGAAAGAAAAUUCAUGUCAAGCCUGUGGAGAAGGUGAGAAUCUUCUGAGUUGUUCAACAUGUACUUAUACCUACCAUGCCAAAUGUUUAACUCCGUCCCUAAGAGGUCCUCAUCCUGACAACUGGAGAUGCCCUGAAUGUGUUAGCCCUCUUAAUGAUAUUGAGAAGAUACUGGAUUGUGAAAUGCGUCCCACAGCAGCUGAAGAUAGUGAUGCUUCGAAACUGGGUUCAAAACAAAUUUUUGUGAAACAGUACCUUGUAAAAUGGAAGGGAUUAUCUUACUUGCACUGCACUUGGGUACCUGAGAAAGAGUUCCAUAAAGCCUUCAAGUCAAAUCCUCGUCUGAAAACUAAAGUGAACAACUUCCACCGACAAAUGGCCUCAAAUAAUAGCUCUGAGGAUGAUUUUGUUGCCAUUAGAUCUGAGUGGACUACUGUUGAUCGAAUUCUUGCUUGCAGGGGAGAAGAGGAUGAAAAGGAAUAUUUUGUGAAGUAUAAAGAACUUUCCUAUGAUGAAUGUUAUUGGGAGUUUGAAUCAGACAUAGCUGCAUUUCAACCUGAAAUUGAAAGAUUUAAGAAAAUCCAGUCCAGGUCUCACAGAGCUUCUGACAGUGAGCAGAAGAGCAGCCUUCGAGAAGCUGCUGACUUCAAAAAAAGGUCAAAAGAAUUUCAACAGUGUGAACAUAGUCCAGAAUUUCUUUCUGGAGGUUCGCUUCAUCCAUAUCAGCUUGAAGGGCUGAACUUCUUACGUUUCUCUUGGUCCAAACAAACACAUGUUAUACUUGCUGAUGAGAUGGGUCUUGGUAAAACCAUACAGAGUAUUGCUUUUUUGGCCUCUCUUUUUGAAGAGAAUUUCUUUCCUCAUUUGGUUGUAGCACCACUAUCCACCUUACGAAACUGGGAACGAGAAUUUGCUACAUGGGCACCUCAAAUGAAUGUUGUUAUGUAUGUCGGCUCUGCCCAAGCUCGUGCUGUUAUUAGAGAAUAUGAGUUUUAUUAUCCUAAAAAUCAUAAGAAGAUCAAGAAAAAGAAAUCAGGUCAAAUAGUUGGUGAAAGCAAACAAGAUAGGAUAAAAUUUGAUGUCCUCUUAACAUCAUAUGAGAUGAUCAACUUGGACAGUGCAUCACUGAAACCAAUAAAGUGGGAGUGCAUGAUUGUUGAUGAAGGCCAUCGGCUCAAAAAUAAGGACUCCAAGUUGUUUCUUUCACUGAAGCAGUAUACAAGUAACCAUCGCGUGCUUUUAACUGGAACUCCUCUUCAGAACAAUCUGGAUGAACUUUUCAUGCUCAUGCAUUUCCUUGAUGCGGGGAAGUUUGGAAGUUUAGAGGAGUUUCAGGAAGAAUUUAAGGAUAUUAGUCAAGAGGAGCAGAUUUCCCGGCUUCAUAAGAUGCUGGCCCCACAUCUCCUGAGAAGGGUGAAGAAAGAUGUCAUGAAAGAACUCCCUCCAAAAAAAGAACUCAUUUUACGUGUUGAAUUGAGCAACAAGCAGAAAGAAUAUUACAAGGCUAUUUUGACUCGUAACUACCAAAUACUUACCAGACGUGGAGGUCCACAAAUUUCUCUUAUUAAUGUGGUUAUGGAGUUGCGGAAGCUCUGUUGUCAUCCUUAUAUGUUAGAAGGGGUUGACCCAGGGAUUGAAGAUACAAAAGAAGCUUACAAACAGUUCCUGGAAUCUUCUGGAAAGUUGCAAUUGUUGGAUAAGAUGAUGGUAAAACUUAAAGAGCAGGGACAUAGAGUUCUUAUAUAUUCACAAUUCCAACACAUGUUGGAUUUAUUAGAAGAUUACUGCUCUUAUAAGAACUGGCAGUAUGAACGGAUAGAUGGAAAAGUUGGUGGAGCUGAGAGGCAGAUACGAAUAGAUCGGUUUAAUGCCAAAAAUUCUUCGAGAUUUUGCUUUCUUUUGUCUACUAGAGCUGGUGGCUUGGGAAUUAACCUUGCAACAGCUGAUACGGUUAUCAUAUAUGACAGUGAUUGGAAUCCCCAUGCUGAUCUACAAGCAAUGGCAAGAGCUCAUCGACUGGGACAAACAAACAAGGUAAUGAUAUAUCGGCUUAUAACUCGAGGAACCAUUGAAGAAAGGAUGAUGCAGAUGACUAAGAAGAAAAUGGUUUUGGAACAUCUUGUUGUUGGCAGGCUAAAGGCCCAAAAUAUUAACCAGGAAGAGUUGGAUGACAUCAUUAGAUAUGGCUCAAAAGAGCUAUUUGCUGAUGAAAAUGAUGAAGCUGGAAAAUCUCGCCAAAUUCGUUAUGAUGAUGCUGCUAUAGAUAGAUUACUUGAUCGCGAACAAGCUGGAGAUGAGGAGGCUUCAGUGGAUGAUGAAGAGGAAGAUGGAUUUUUGAAGGCCUUCAAGGUAGCAAAUUUUGAAUUUAUUGAUGAAGCAGAGGCUGCCGCAGAGGAGGAAGCGCGAAGAGUUGCCAUUGAAGAUAAAUCUACAAUGAGCAGUUCUGAAAGAACAAGCUAUUGGGAAGAGUUGUUAAAAGAUAAAUAUGAAGUCCAUAAAAUAGAGGAGUUUAAUGCUUUGGGAAAAGGAAAGAGAAGUCGUAAGCAGAUGGUAUCUGUUGAAGAAGAUGACCUUGCUGGUUUGGAAGAUGUAAGCUCUGAUGGGGAGGAUGAUAACUUUGAAGCUGAAUUGAAUGAUGUUGAUACUUCAUCUGGAAUGCAAUCUGGGAGAAGGCCUUAUAGAAAAAGAGCUCGUGUGGAUAGCGCAGAGCCAAUUCCUUUAAUGGAGGGCGAAGGAAAAUCAUUCAGAGUACUUGGUUUCAACCAGAGCCAGAGGGCUGUGUUUGUUCAGAUAUUGAUGAGGUUUGGAGUUGGGGAAUAUGACUGGAAGGAGUUUACACCGCGGUUAAAACAGAAAACUUUUGAAGAAAUAAGAGACUAUGGUACCCUUUUCUUGACUCACAUCUCGGAAGACCUAACUGACUCACCAACAUUUUCAGAUGGGGUACCAAAAGAAGGUCUUAGAAUUCAAGAUGUACUUGUUAGGCUCGCUACCCUGAUGUUAAUACGGGAUAAGGUGAAGCAUGCCUCAGAAAAGCCCAGCAAUCGGCUUUUUACAGAUGAUAUCAUCUUGCGAUACGCAGGGUUGAAGGGUGGAAAAUUUUGGAAAGAGGAGCAUGAUUUAGUAUUACUGCGUGCAGUUCUAAAACAUGGAUAUGGGAGAUGGCAAGCUAUUGUUGAUGAUAAAGACUUGAGGAUUCAGGAGCUCAUUUGUCAAGAGUUGAAUCUUCCCUUUAUAAAUCUACCUGUCCCAGGUCAAGCUGGACCUCAAGUACAAAAUGGUGCUAAUACAGCAAAUGCAGGAGCAACUGGCAACCAGAUUCAGGGAAAUGAUAUGGGGAAUGAUGCAGGAGCUGAUGUUGCCCCAGGGGCAGCAGGUUCUGGGAACCAAGCACUAUAUCAAGAUUCUUCUAUAUUAUAUCAUUAUAGAGAUAUGCAGAGAAGACAGGUUGAAUUUAUUAAAAAAAGGGUGCUUCUUUUGGAAAAAGGGCUCAAUGCAGAGUACCAGAAAGUAUAUUUUGGUGAUGUAAAGUCAAAUGUGCUAAUGAGUGAAGAGCCUGAGAGUGGACCAAAGGUUGUAGACACACCAGGUGCAAGUUCCUCAGAUGUAGAUCUCCAAGUGAUUGAUCAGUUACCUGAAGUAGAAGUAAUUGCUUCAGAGGAGAUGGCAGCAACUGCUUGUGAUGAUGAUGCGGAUCGAUCAAAGUUGGCUCAGCUUUACAAUGAGAUGUGUAAGUUAGUGGAUGAUAAUGUUCAUGAAUCAGCUCAGACAUGUCUCAAGUUGAAGAACUUCCAGCCAUUGGAACAGAUCAGUGGAGAUAUAACUCGGAUUCUCUCUUCCCCAAAGUCUAAUCCCCAUUCUUCAGAGCAGCCUAUAGUUCAUAUGGACACACCAGCGCAGGCUGACUCACAGAAUACCAUGCCAGGGACUACUUCAGUACCUCCCCAACAAAAUGACAGCAAACCUGAUAUUGUGGCCGAUACUGACAAGAAGGAUUCUGGAGCAGAAUCUGAAUCAGAGAAAGCUGCUGUGGUGGCAGAUGUUCUACUGGAGGACUCAGAAGAACAAGAACCGCUAAAGGAUUGUGUUAAAGCAGAGGAUUCAGAUUCAGACCCCAGUUCAACUAAAGAAGGCACUAAAUCAUCAAAUCUUUCUGCUUCUACAGAUUUGCCCUAGAUGGAGUCCCAAUGGAAUAAUGCCAGUAGCAAAACUGAUGCUGAUGCCGAGGAUGGGUGCACGGAGCAUUCUGAAACAGGGUUCGUCAUUUUAGACAAUGAAUGAACACAAAUAAUUUCUAGAGUAUCAAAACAUUGAAUAUUUUCCCUUUUAAGGGUUCAGUUUACGGUAAAAACAGGUACAAACUGGAGACUUUGAAAGCCAUCAUUAACUUUAUAAAGUUGCGUUCAUAUC